Molecule: messenger RNA, 4160 nt
Organism: Oncorhynchus kisutch (coho salmon)
Lineage: Eukaryota; Metazoa; Chordata; Actinopteri; Salmoniformes; Salmonidae
Product: cleavage and polyadenylation specificity factor subunit 6
Exons: 11
Coding region: 236-1540 (434 amino acids)
Source: RefSeq, a predicted model, not a curated record
CCUUGCUUGACCACACCCUCCUUCCUUGCCUCUUCCACCGAUCCAAUUGUUUCUUAUGGACAGAAAAGAGCAGAGGAUCUGAGCUGUCCGAUCAGGUCCAUUGUCUAUUCGUCCGUCAUUAGCAGUCUCAACACGCCCGUGCGUUUUUCCCCACUAAACUCAGACUACCCUUUUAGUUCUAUCAUCUCCGGUCACUGCGUGAAGCUCCUCCCGGAAAAUAGAGAGAGACACUGUUAUGAGGAGAAAAACAGCAAAAGAAUCACCUGGAUUCUUUCAUAUCAAGAUGAUGUGGAGUCUUUGGAUCCUGCUGGGCACUGUUCUCAGUGUGGAUGGCUACGUGGUGCCCGACCUGCACAAGCGUCUGUCCCACGGGCAUCAGCUAAAGAUCUACCUCCCGAAGAGUGCUGAGAAGCUGGAGUUCACCCCCGCUGCAGAGCCCCUGAAGACGUACCUGUACUGGGGCCGUGGAUCCCGGACCACCAGAGGAAAGGUGUCUGGGACAGGAACCGACAGGAGCUGGUAUCUGGACAAAGUGACUUACAAGGACCAGGGGACCUAUGUCCAGAGAGACUACUGGAACAAGGAGAUCUCCUCGCUCAAAGUGGCUGUGACCACCAGGCGUGAGUACACGAAGUGCGUGGUGGGCGAGGAACUCCACAUCUCAUUGGAGGGCAUCGACCAGGCCGACGCCACGCUCUCCUUCUCGGGCGCCAACGCCAAUGUCACCCUGGUGCAUGAUGGGGCAGUGGUGGCCCAGGACCUCCCGGACUACUGGAACCGGGUCAAGACCCUUUCCACCAAGAUCAGCAUCCAGAACGUCAACACCUCGGACGUGGGCUACUACACGCUGAAGGACACGCGAGACCGGGUGGUCGCCAUCGUCAGGAUGGAACUCACAGACAAACAUGAGAAUGAAGCAGGCAACCCCCUCAUGGCCCUCCUCCUCCUGCUUGGUAUCCCCGCCAGUAUCUGCUUCUGUUGCCGGAAGAGGAUCUUCAAGAACAAAUCCCCCAACACCACCGCCAUCCAACUGGACAACCCCGAGACUCUGCACCCCCCUCCCGGCUACAACAUGCCCGGAGGAGGGGUGUCCCCUGGACCUGGUGUGCCGACGUUCUAUCAUGGCCCAGGUCCAGAUCCUAACAUGGGAGGUUACCCUCAGGUUUACCCUCCCCCCAACCCUGGGAUGCCUGGACAGCCUCAAUGGACCGGACCCCCACCUCAACCAUGCUUCAACCCAGGCUACCCCUCCCAGGACCCUUUGUACCCCCCUGCCCAGCCCCCACAGUGGAAUGGCCCACCACCCAACCAGCCACAGUACAACCCUGGUGCUCCUCCGAUGGGGUAUGCGCCGGUGACGUACAGCGCCCCCUCAGGGAAGGAGGAGAUAAAGAUAGAGAACAUGUCUCCUACUGAUCCCCUCCUUGCCCAUCCACCACCCCAGGUCCCCCCACCCACCUCUGAAGCUCUGCACUCCACAGACGGAGCCUUCCAGUUCAACAUCGACACAGGAAAAAACGCCCCCACCAACUUCCUGUAGAACGCCUGUCAUCGGUCCAAUCAGGAGCGGCCUUAGUAAUGUUGCCACGGCUCCGUCCCGAAUACGGUUCAAUGGCUUCCUUUGCUCAUCUCCUUGACUGUGACCACUUAUAUAAAUGGGGAGGGAUAGGAGAGGAAGCAGUAUGUUGUAGAUGUAACUAUGACCUAGACAUUGCCCCUCAAAUCACCUAUCCAUCCUUUUCUGGUGAGUGUUAUACUGUUUUCUGACAUAAGACAUUAUUAUUAUUAUUAUUACCUUUUUUAAAAAAGGCAUAUUUAGAUGACCCCCGUUAAACCAUGGGUCCUGUUUGCGAUUCAAACUAGGGAGGUGUUAAACAAUGGAAGUGCUAAUUAAUUUCCCUGCAAAAAGACAGAGAUCAUUCUCAUUUUUUGGGGGGGUUACAGGGUCUGUGAAAAAACAGGUUUCAUUACUAGGUCUCGGUGUUUUAAAAAAAAAUGUACCCAUUUUAUUUAGAUUUUUUUUUUAACUCCCUACCCCUUUCACGUAUACAAAAACAAAAGUAACCAAUUUUUUUAUUAUUUUUUUGUCUCUGUGUAAAUGGGAUAUUAGUGAAGGAAAUGAGAUAAUUUAAAAGGACUAUUUCCUGUAUAGCUGUGAUGAAGUCAGUCAAAAUGUCUGGGCGGGGGGGAAAACAUGUCAAACUGAAUCAGAGGCCACGAUCCCUACCCUUCUCCAGAAGUGUGCACUGAUCCACUCCCUCUCAUGCAUUGGAUUGGUGCAAAAAAUAUCUUGAGGAAGUUUCCACCAUAUUCCCAGUCGAUUUAUUUUUAGAAGGGGAGUGUACAAGAUAAUUGGAAUGUAGCCCAUAGAAUGAUAGAGACCUCUAGUGGCCAAAAGGCAGUAUUGGCAUGGGCAGUGCCAUUGAGGGCUUCCACCAAUUUAAUGUAUGGCAUCUAUCAAACACUCUGGUCAUGUUCCCCUGCGGCGGCGCUGCAUGCAUCAACCAAUGGUUGCGUGCCACGUCAUCGGCUGUGCUGUCGUGCACAGUCUAACAUGUGGUUAGCUGAUACGUAAAAUAGCUAUCCAAGAGUUGUAAGAUCUGGCAUUCGUCAGCAAUGUCUGAGGAGAGGAACACAACCGAUAACUGCCUUUCAGGGUUCUACUGGAACCAAAAAUAGGGACAGCCGAAGAACCUUUUUGGAAAUGGUUUUUUCUAAGUGUAUCAUAAUCCAAUCAGAACCCACAUCACUCCUAAUCAUACAAUCAGAAGAUGCUAGGACAACGCAUCAUCCACUCGGUAGACCAAGUAAAGCUCUCUGCCAGUCAGGUAGCCACUUCCUGUUGUGUAUAUUUAAAGUGUAUGUGUGUGUGUAUACAUAUACACACAUAUACACACUUAUACACAUAUAUAUACAUAUAUAUAUAUAUAUAUACAUAUAUACAAAUACAAUCAAAUGCCUUUACUUCCCAAAGUAUAGCCGUUUUUCAUUAUGCAUGGUAUCAUUUUAGUUCUACAUAUGAAACUGCUGUCAUUUCAACAGGGUGGGUAUGUAGAGUUAAAUAACUUAUUAAUACACUGGGAGGGCGCUAUUUUAUUAAGAUGUUAUACAUAAUCUGCAUCCCCCUCAAAAGUAGUGUACUAUAGGGUGCCAUUUGCAACAUAUCUUGGUUUAAAAGGCUCAUUUUGGUAUUUAAAUAUCCUAUUUGUCUCUUAAAUAAUGAAGCACUCCUGAAGGUUUUACAGACAGUUCGAGCGGAUCACUUUUGUCAAGUCAGUGGCCACCACCUUUCAAAGUGUGAUGCAUUAUGGGGAUAAAAAUGAUCCCACUUGUGCCUACAUGUCAACUGCAUGAUUAUUUUAACGUUACAAAGAAAUACUUUCAUAACAAUGGCAACACUGCUAUGUUCGUCUGAGAUUUGGUGCAAAACCACGUGCCCAAACUUUUGGCUGUCGCAGUUGCUCCUCACCCGAUUUCACUCCUCGAAUUUCAUCUAGUCGUUUGCUUAAGCCUUAUCACACAAACGCAUCCAGUGCCUUCUUGUCCUGGGAUGUAUUCAUAAGUGCACAAUGAAGCAAACAGUAACAACUUUUUGGGACAAAUUCAGUUAGUCCCCUACCUGGUUGCUUCCGUUAGGUUCCUAAUGAAUGUACCCCUGGUCAGGUCAGGGGGUGAGAAAUGUAUUUUACAUGAUUAUAUUCAGGGAGAGGUCAUUUCCAGACCAUGUAACCAGAACAGUAAACUCCUGGCCCUAGUUGGUCAAGGAAAAAUCUCAAUUGGAGAAGGGCAAAUGAGAAGGCCUCUUGAUUACGCUUAAACCUUUGUAGUUACUUUUAAAACGUUCUUCCCAAAACUGCUUUUCUCACCAACUGUCUCAUCCCCCUACACCCAACACGCUUUAAGGAAUGGACAGAUCUCAAAUGUAGGUAAUGGGAAGUAUGCAUCUGUUUUGUUUUAUUUGAGAACUUGUUUGUGUUGUAUGCUGCCAUAACUGGAAAGGCGUGAGAAUGAAAGGUGAUCCGUGUAGACAUGAAGAAAAUAUGAUUUCCAAUGACGUAUCAUGAGACCUUAUGGAAUGUUUAGUGUUUCUAUUCUGCGAAUAUCAAAAGCAUUUAUUGUAGGACAUGCAUAUGUCCACCUCCAAUAAACAGAAAACACAA